Molecule: messenger RNA, 927 nt
Organism: [Torrubiella] hemipterigena
Lineage: Eukaryota; Fungi; Ascomycota; Sordariomycetes; Hypocreales; Clavicipitaceae
Source: the annotation of a GenBank genome assembly
AUGUCGUUAACAAACUGCCGUUACUAUGAGGAGAAGUACCCGGAGAUUGACAGCUUUGUCAUGGUCAAUGUCAAGCAGAUCGCCGAAAUGGGUGCUUACGUCAAGCUCCUCGAAUACGAUGAAAUCGACGGCAUGAUUCUUCUUUCCGAACUCUCGCGUAGACGUAUCCGAAGUAUCCAGAAGCUCAUUAGAGUCGGGCGUAACGAAGUUGUCGUCGUUCUCAGAGUCGACAAGGAGAAGGGUUACAUUGAUUUGUCGAAACGCCGUGUGUCCCCCGAGGAUGUCAUCAAGUGCGAGGAGCGCUACAACAAGAGCAAGAUGGUUCACUCCAUCAUGCGCCACGUUGCCGAGAAGACCAACGUCCCCAUCGAGUCCCUGUACGAGAGCAUAGCAUGGCCCUUGAACCGCAAGUACGGCCACGCCAUUGAUGCUUUCAAGCUGUCCAUCACUAAGCCCGAGGUCUGGAACGACGUCACCUUCUCCAGCGAACCUGUCGCCGAGGAGCUCAAGACGUACAUUAGCAAGCGUCUUACUCCCCAGCCCACCAAGGUCCGUGCCGAUAUUGAGGUCACCUGCUUCGGCUACGAGGGCAUCGACGCCGUCAAGACUGCCCUGCGCACCGCCGAGGCCAAGAACACAGAGGACACCCAGGUCAAGGUCAAGCUGGUGUCUCCUCCUCUGUACGUCCUUACCAGCACCUGCCUGGACAAGGCUGAGGGUAUCACCCGCCUCGAGGAGGCCAUUGUCGACAUCCGCACAGCCAUCGAGGCCUCCAACGGCCACCUGACAGUCAAGAUGGAGCCCAAGGCCGUCACCGAGAGUGAUGAUGCCGAGCUCCAGGCCCUCAUGGAAAAGAGAGAGCGUGAGAACCAGGAAGUCAGCGGUGAUGAGAGUCAGAGUGAGAGUGACGACAAUAUCGAUGUCUAA